This is a messenger RNA of Alternaria arborescens, 1962 nucleotides long. RefSeq lists its product as hypothetical. NCBI's taxonomy places the organism in Eukaryota, Fungi, Ascomycota, Dothideomycetes, Pleosporales, Pleosporaceae. The transcript has a single exon. The record is from RefSeq and is a predicted model, not a curated record. Bases 1 to 1962 code for a protein of 653 amino acids.
AUGGCCAAGCGAUGUUCUAAUUGUAACAGCGACCUCUCUGCAGACGAUCUGGACUUGAAGUCGGUGGCCGAAUACUUCAAUCAGGAAGAGGCACAGAGAUAUUGGGAAGAAGGUGCAGCAAAUGGCUGCCUAUUUUGUCGCCUUAUAGCUGCGGUUUGGGCGGAUGCAGGACAGCAAUAUAGAUGUUAUAGAUCAGGAUAUGUGAAGAUUGGACAAGCUACAAACGGACAGUACUUCCUACGUUUGGUCAACAUACUCUCCAGAUUACCGCAUACUGUUGAUCGCGGCGUGUAUGCAACGAUCGCCAUAUAUCUAGAAGGUAAAGCUAGCCCUUUCGAUAGAUAUGUUUCCCAAACCAACACCGCAGAUUCUGGUCUUCCCAUUCUCUUAGAGAGAUACAAGCCGAUCCCUCGGCAAGCCAUAGAUCCUGCGUGCCUGAGUUUGGCAAAACAAUGGUUGUCGACCUGUCAGAAUGGGCAUCGGCGGUGCGAUGAGAAGUUUGAUACAGCUGGUCCCUCUCGGCUUGUCGAACUCCGGGGCGAUGUCAUUAAGCUUGUGCUAAAUCCAGAGGAGUCGACCCGGGGCUCCUAUGUUGCGCUCAGCCACUGCUGGGGCGGUUCGCAACCACUCAAAACCACGUUGGGAUCUCUGGCUGGCUUCCAGGAGCAAAUUCCUGCCAAUGAUCUUCCCCGGACAUUCUCGGAUGCCAUAUAUAUCACCCGAGCGCUUGGAUUUUCGCAUAUCUGGAUUGAUAGUUUAUGCAUUGUCCAAGACGACGCCUUGGAUUGGGAGCAGCAAUCAAGUAAAAUGGCGAGCAUAUACAGCAAUGCCGAGCUGGUCUUGGCUGGUGUUGCAGCGGGAUCAGCAAAUGAAGGGUUUCUCCGAAAACCAAGGCAAUCCUGUGAAAGAACAAUUGGUCUAGAUGUGAAAGGAAGCGGAACUUCAUUCACCUACAGAAUAGUGCCCGAUUCGCAUGACUUCAUCGAGGAGCCGUUGUACAAGCGGGGAUGGACUCUACAAGAGAGGUUGUGUGCUCGUCGCUUCCUCGCGUACGGCAACUGGGAGAUGAGUUGGGAAUGCAAAGAAUCUUCUUGCUGCGAGCAUCACGGAAAUAACCUCGACAGCGAUUUGAAUUCGCAAUUGGAAGGCAGUUUUGGAGCCAGGAUGGAUACCACCAAUCCACAAGCUUUCGCACAGCUUUGGAGUACUCGUGUUGUAUAUCCAUAUUGCCGAAGGUUACUGACGGAGAAGAAGGACACACCGAUCGCAAUUUCAGCUCUUGCCGCUCGGUUCCAUUCACAAUACCAAGGUACAUAUCUCGCUGGCUUGUGGAAAGAAGAUCUCUGCAAAACGUUAUUAUGGUUCUCCAAACCACCGGGAUGUCGAUCCUCCUUUUUUGCCCCUACCUGGAGUUGGAUGUCGUUGGAACUGCCUCAUGCGAUUGAUUUCGAUCCUACCGUUAUGUCAAAUCACGAUGCAGAAGAAACACUAGUCUACAACGUGCAAACGGAAGUAACGCCUUCGACGACUAAUCCGUACGGUCCCGUCUCGUCUGGCACAAUACGCUUGGCGGGGAUAUUAAUCUCGGCAUCGCUCGAAGCUGGUCCUUCACCAGAAGGUCUCUGGGAGGGUACCAAGGUAUCGACUAUGCGGCACGAUGUUUCCGGUACGAUUUCCUACAUAGAUACACCUAUUGUUCGGACGGAUGUUCGACUUAUGGAUGGAACUGAAGAGAGUACAACGAAGCGAAAGGAGAAACAGGAAGACAGCUCAGGCGGACCUUACCCAGUAAUGCUUCUUCCGAUUUUUAGAUUUAGCUGGGGUGUAACGGGACUCCUACUCGGGCGGUCAGCCACUUGCGUAGGUGCGUAUGAGCGCAUCGGAAUGUUCGAUUAUCUUGCAGAAGUCAAGUUCGAAUCCAUGAGAAAAGACUACAAGGCCUGCGAUAUCACCCUUGUCUAG